Truncatella angustata is the source of this 1437-nucleotide messenger RNA. Its product is annotated as COP9 signalosome complex subunit 2. Gene Ontology annotation, cellular component: COP9 signalosome. The record is from RefSeq and is a predicted model, not a curated record. The coding region runs from base 1 to 1437 and encodes 478 amino acids. The transcript is spliced from 4 exons. Lineage: Eukaryota; Fungi; Ascomycota; Sordariomycetes; Amphisphaeriales; Sporocadaceae. Gene Ontology annotation, biological process: protein deneddylation.
AUGUCUGACGAUGACUUCAUGCAAGAGUCGGAUGAGGAGCAGUACGACUUUGAAUACGAGGACGACGAUGAGGAGGAGUCGGGCGAUGUCGAUAUCGAGAACAAAUACUACAAUGCCAAGCAGAUGAAGGGCUCAGAUCCCGAAGAUGCCAUCGCCGAAUUCCUAGCCAUACCCGACCUAGAGAGCGAGAAGGGCGACUGGGGUUUCAAAGGAUUGAAACAAGCUAUAAAGCUCGAAUUCAAACUCGCCAAAUACGACCACGCAGUGCAGCACUACACCGAACUCCUUACCUACGUCAAGUCGGCUGUGACGCGCAACUACUCGGAGAAGUCAAUCACCAACAUGCUCGAUUUCGUCGAGAAGGAAGCCGACAACGACAAUGCUCAAAAGUUCUUGGAGAAGUUCUACUCGCUGACCCUCGAGUGCUUCCAGAGCACAAACAACGAGAGACUCUGGUUGAAGACCAACAUCAAGCUCGCUAAGCUCCUGCUCGAUCGUAAAGAAUACCUGACCGUCACGAGGAAGCUCAGGGAGCUUCAUAAGGCAUGCCAGAAGGAAGAUGGCACCGACGACCCCAACAAGGGCACCUACUCCCUCGAGGUCUACGCCCUAGAGAUCCAGAUGUAUUCCGAGACUAGAAACAACAAGCAGCUCAAGGUCCUGUACCAGAAGGCCCUCAAGGUCAGGUCCGCAGUACCGCAUCCUAAGAUCAUGGGAAUCAUCCGCGAAUGUGGUGGAAAGAUGCACAUGAGCGAGGAGAACUGGGAGGAUGCGCAGAGCGACUUCUUCGAGUCAUUCCGCAAUUAUGAUGAGGCCGGGUCUCUACAACGCAUCCAGGUCCUCAAGUACCUACUUCUCACCACAAUGUUGAUGAGAUCCGACAUUAAUCCUUUCGACUCCCAGGAGACGAAGCCUUACCGCAAUGACCCGCGCAUCGCUGCCAUGACGGAGCUCGUGGACGCCUAUCAACGCGACGACAUGCAUCAAUACUCCAGAGUCUUGCAGUCAAAUCAAGAUAUCCUGGCCGAUCCGUUUAUUGCCGAGAACAUCGACGAAGUCACCCGCACCAUGCGCACCAAGGCUGUAAUCAAGCUCAUCGCACCAUACACUCGUACCAAGCUAGCCUGGAUAGCCCGCCAGUUGAAAAUCACUGCCGCUGAGGUGCAGGAUAUUCUAGGUUUCCUCAUUGUGGACGGCAAGAUCAACGGCAAAAUUGAUCAACAAUCUGGCACUCUCGAAAUCGAGUCCGGUGGGGAUUUAGAGCGCGUCAAGGCCAUUGAGACCUGGGCUACUGCCCUCUCGAGCCUGUACACCACCAUCUUUGAAGGUGACGGCCUGAAGCCAACAUUGUCGAGUCAGAUCCCUCUACCAACCAAGACUUCUGAAUACAAGUCGCGUUAUGUUGAUCCUGGCUUAUUGGUUGUUGACGUGUCCUGA